AUGAGUCCCUUUAGGCACGGCACAUUGCGCGCCGGCGCGAGACACUCUGUUUCCCCCCAAUCUAUUCUCCUUCCCCUCUCCGGCUUCCCCCCUCCCUCCUGCCGGCUUCCCCCCUCCCUAUGCCCUGCUUCCCCCCUCCCUCCUCCCUUCUUUCCCCCUCCCUCCGCCCCUCUCCCUCCUCCCUGCUUCCCCCCUCCCUCCUCCAUGCUUCCCCCUCCCCUCCUCCCUGCUUCCCCCCUCCCUCCUCCCUGCUUCCCCUCUCCCUCCUCCCUGCUUCCCCCCUCCCUCCGCCCUGCUUCCCCUCUCCCUCCUCCCUGCUUCCCCCCCCCUUUCCUCCCCGCUUCCCCCCUCCCUCCGCCCUGCUUCCCCCCUCCCUCCUCCCUGCUUUCCCCAUCCCUCUUCCCUGCUUCCCCCCUCCCUCCUUCCUGCUUCCCCCCCCCCUCCUCCCUGCUUCCCCCCUCCCUCCGCCCUGCUUCCCCCCUCCCUCCUCCCUGCUUCCCCCAUACCUCUUCCCUGCUUCCCCCCUCCCUUCUCCCUGCUUCCCCCCUCCCUCCUCGCUGCUUCCCCCCUCCCUAUGCCCUGCUUCCCCCCCCCAUCCCCUUCCCCAGUUCCCCCUAUUGCCUUCCCUACUUCCCUCCAUCCCCUUCCCUGCUUUCCCCCAUCCCCUUCCCUACUUCCCCUCAUCCCUUUCCCUGCUUCCCCCCAUCCCCUCCCCUCCUUCCCCCCAUCCCCUUCCCUGCUUCCCCCAAUCCCCUUCCCUCCUUCCCCCCAUCCCCUUCCCUGCUUCCCCCCAUCCCCUUCCCUCCUUCCCCCCAUCCCCUUCCCUACUCCCCCCCAUCCCCUUCCUUGCUUCCCCCCAUCCCCUUCCCUGCUUCCCCCCAUCCCCUUCCCUGCUUCCCCUCACCCCCUUCCCUGCUUCCCCCCCUCCCCUUUCCUGCUUCCCCCAUCCCCUUCCCUACUUCCCCCCAUCCCCUUCCCUGCUUACCCCCAUCCCUUUUCCAGCUUCCCCUCAUCCCCUUUCCUGCUUCCCCCAUCCCCUUCCCUGCUUCCCCCCAUCCCCUUCCCUCCUUCCCCCCAUCCCCUUUCCAGCUUCCCCCCAUCCCCUUCCCUACUUCCCCUCAUCCCCUUCCCUACUUCCCCUCAUCCCCUUCCCUGCUUCCCCCCAUCCCCUUCCCUGCUUCCCCCAAUCCCCUGCCCUGCUUCCCCCCAUCCUCUGCCCUGCUUCCCCCCUCCAUAUCCUCGGGUGAUAUCUCCCCGCACGGCAGGUCUAUCUUCUCCCUGCCCAUGUGCCCCUCCUCUCCCUGCUUUGCAUUUUCGGUGCCUCUUCCUGCAGACAGGGGAGGAACAGGAGGGGGGCAAAUGGGGAGAGAGAGAGGCCUCCCUCCUACCUACUUCCCCCUCCCUCCGCCCUGCUUCCCCCCUCCUUCUGCCAUGCUUCCCCCAUCCCUCUGCCCUGUUCCCCCCACCCUGAGCCCUGCUUACCCUUCGUUCCCUUCCUUGCUUUUCCCUAUCAACUGCCCUGCUAUCCCCCUAUCCCCCCCCCUGCUUCCCCCCAUCCCUCUUUCUCUGCUUCUCCCCUUCUCAACCCUUCCCUUUCCUUUCAUGCAGUCCCCUCCCCCCUCACUCCUCACCUUCCACCCUCAAGUUCCCAUGCAUGUGCACCCAUCAUUGUCUCGCCAUACAUGCUUUCAUCAUGUUCGCUUGCUUGUAUCCCCUUGCAGUUGUUCCCUCGCACCUCACACCACCUCCCCCAUGUUUCUUCACACAAUUCUUUCUGCCUACUCCGCUCUCUGA
Molecule: messenger RNA, 1794 nt
Organism: Closterium sp. Naga37s-1
Lineage: Eukaryota; Viridiplantae; Streptophyta; Zygnematophyceae; Desmidiales; Closteriaceae
Source: the annotation of a GenBank genome assembly